GAGGAGGGGCCGCCGCCGCCGCCGCCGGGCGCAGCAGGCAGAGGGAAGGCAGGGAGCGGAGCUGCCGUUGCCGCCGCCGAGGGCCGGGGCCUUGGACGCGUCCGGGAAAGAGCGCAGGAGGAGAAGGAAGGGGAAGCGGGGGGAGCCAGUCGGCCCCUCUCGGAGGACGCGGCCCGCAUCCGCCCAGGGAAGGGCAGAGGGAAGCGGAGGGGGAGUGAGCGGGCGCCGCCGCCGAGGAGACAAAGAAGCGGAGCCCGCCUGGGCUGGGAGCCUCCCCGCCGCCGCCGCCCGCCCCGCUCCGCUCCCCGCCAGCCGGCCGGAGGUGGUGCUGCAUAGAACUUUGUUGGAGAGUCCUGCCUUUCACUGCCUGGGUCCUUUUAACAGUGUGUCAAAGAAGGACUCCAUGAAAGAUGACAGAAGAAGUUAUUGUUAUUGCAAAGUGGGAUUACACUGCACAGCAGGACCAAGAACUUGACAUCAAGAAAAAUGAGCGUCUUUGGCUAUUAGAUGAUUCUAAGACAUGGUGGAGGGUAAGAAACGCGGCCAACAAAACGGGAUAUGUGCCAUCAAAUUAUGUGGAACGAAAAAACAGCUUGAAGAAAGGUUCUCUGGUUAAAAAUCUAAAAGACACAUUGGGCUUGGGAAAAACCAAGAGAAAGACGAGUGCAAGAGAUGCCUCCCCCACUCCCAGCACAGACGCAGAGUACCCUUCCAACGGCAGCAGCGCUGACCGGAUUUACGAUCUUAACAUUCCUGCCUACGUGAAAUUUGCCUAUGUUGCCGAGAGGGAGGAUGAGCUGUCCCUCGUUAAAGGGUCCCGGGUGAUUGUCAUGGAGAAGUGCAGCGACGGCUGGUGGAGAGGGAGCUACAAUGGACAGAUCGGCUGGUUCCCUUCGAACUAUGUGGUAGAGGAGGUUGAGGAGGCAACUGCAGAUUCACCCAGCUUUCUCAGCCUUAGGAAAGGCGCUUCCAUGAGUAACGGCCAGGGCACCAAAGUACUCCACAUCGUUCAGACACUGUACCCAUUCAGCUCGGUCACAGAUGAAGAGCUCAAUUUUGAAAAAGGGGAAACGAUGGAAGUCAUUGAAAAGCCAGAAAAUGACCCAGAAUGGUGGAAAUGUAAAAAUUCCAGAGGUCAAAUUGGUCUUGUUCCUAAAAACUAUGUAGUAAUCAUUAGUGAUGGUCCUUCCAUGAACACUUCCCAUCCGCCUCAGAUAAGCUACACGGGACCAUCUUCUACCGGACGAUUUGCUGGAAGAGAGUGGUAUUACGGGAACGUUACCCGGCACCAAGCAGAAUGUGCCCUGAACGAACGGGGAGUGGAAGGAGAUUUCCUUGUUAGAGACAGUGAAUCUUCGCCCAGUGACUUCUCAGUAUCUCUAAAGGCAUCGGGGAAGAACAAACAUUUCAAGGUGCAGCUCGUGGACAAUGUCUAUUGUAUUGGGCAGCGGCGAUUUAAUACUAUGGAUGAGUUGGUGGAACACUACAAAAAGGCUCCCAUCUUCACCAGUGAACACGGGGAAAAGCUAUAUCUUGUGAAAGCACUUCAGUGACGUUGAAGAUGGACUUGGCCACCUGGGCCUCUUAUAACUUACAAGCCUUAGGUCCUAAAUUCACUUUUAUAGAGCAGAGCAAUAUCUGAAGCAGGCUUAAGGAAUAGGCUCUUUCUAAAGUGUUUGCUCUGUCAGUUGCUGUUUGUCCUUUUUUUUUUGUUUGCCUCUCUUUGUGUUCCAGUUUUGUUAACCUCUGACCACCUCUCUUCAGGUUGAGAGUUUCCCUCGGGUGGCCAUGGCGAGCACUCACCUUCCCAGCAGAGUUCAAAACGCCCCUCUCCUGUGUACGUUUACAUAGUUAGCUCAGAUCAAGGAGGGGCGUUUUCAAUUCAAACCAGUGUUAAUCUGUUCAGACUGCUCAUGCAGGCAGAACUCUCCAUUCAGAGACAUUGGGCACAGUUUGAAUGCACUGAAGCUGCAGCUGCUUAAGUGAGAGAGAGUAGACAUAACAGUUGUGGCUGUGAGUUCUGUAGCUAUAUCGCUUACCGAGUAGGAUAAUACAAAACCUCCUAGUUCCUAGAAGCACUCUUUACACUGUACUCUGCUGUUACAUUGCCUCUCUGACUCUUUGUAAAGAGUACACUAAUUAAAAGCAUUUUGUAAUAGUACUUCUUAAACUACUAUGGUAAGAUUGUAGUAAAAGAAAACUAGUGUAUUUUGGUCUGUAAUUGCAACAAAGAGAAAUUUUAUUUGAAAGUUGAUUACUAGAGAAAGAAUAAUUGAAUUGUAAAGGCUGAAUGUUUCGGUAAUCUACAACCAAAUGUGCCAUCCACAUAAUGCUUUUUCCUCUUGCCCUUCUGCUUGUUUGAAUUAAACGAUUAUGUAUUUAAUUCUCAAAGUAAUAUGUAUCUGUAGCUGAUUGUUGACACUAAUACAGAAGAUUAAUAAAAACUGAUCUUGGGACAGGGUGGGGCGGGCUACCAACACUAUAUAUAUAUAUUUGCUUUACAGAAAGAAAUCUUCGGGUUUUACAGAGGAUGGUGUGGUUGGUAGGAAGAGACACACAGAAUGUUUAUGAAGAAAAUGCAUUUUUCUCUUUUCUUUACAUUUAAACUCCUUUAUGGUUUAAAUAUACAGUCUUUAGAUGGCACAUUCCUGAGAUUGAAGAACGGAUCAUGAGAUCUCAAAAUCUUGCAUACUCAGUUUUUUGGAUAUUGUAAUAAAAAAGGUAUUACGUCA
Messenger RNA from Haemorhous mexicanus (house finch), 2732 nucleotides. RefSeq names its product NCK adaptor protein 2 (gene NCK2). Lineage: Eukaryota; Metazoa; Chordata; Aves; Passeriformes; Fringillidae. The record is from RefSeq and is a predicted model, not a curated record. Gene Ontology annotation, biological process: positive regulation of endoplasmic reticulum stress-induced intrinsic apoptotic signaling pathway; negative regulation of endoplasmic reticulum stress-induced eIF2 alpha phosphorylation; positive regulation of translation in response to endoplasmic reticulum stress. The transcript is spliced from 5 exons. Gene Ontology annotation, molecular function: protein binding. Bases 411 to 1553 code for a protein of 380 amino acids.